GAUUGCAAUCCAAUGAAAGAUUCUCAUGGGACCACAUCAUCAACCUCCAGUGAAAAACCAACGGAGGAUCCUCACUGCACUGUCACAUCCAUCUAUCAGGCCAAGAUCGGCGACGUCUGUCGUAAUGUGACCGUCGUGUGGGGCAAGAACCUCAUGAACCAUACACUCAUCCUCACCGUCCAUAGCCCACAUAGCGAUCAACAUUCGACGUGCAAGAUCGAUCUCAAGCCAUGGCAUUUCUGGAACAAGAAAGGAUUCAAGUCAUUUGAUGUCGACGGCAAGCGGAUCAAUGUGUUCUGGGACUUACGGGUGGCGAAAUUCUCCGGCAGAUCAGAGCCGUCGAGCGACUAUUAUGUGGCCAUGGUCUGUGACGAAGAAGUAGUAUUGUUGUUAGGAGAUUACAAGAAAGAAGCUUACAAGAGAAGUAAGUCCAGACCAUCAUUGAUAAAUGCUACAUUAGUAUCAAAGAAGGAGAAUGUAUUUGGAAAGAGAAGUUUCUCUGCAAGAGCUAAGUUUGAUGAGAAGAAGGACCAUGAAAUUCUGAUAGAGAACUCAAUUUCAAUGGCUACAGAGUCUGAUAUGUGGAUCAGCAUCGAUGGGAUCGUCAUGAUUCAUGUCAAUAACCUACAGUGGAAGUUUCGGGGCAAUCAGACGGUGACGGUGAACGAGAUACCGGUGCAAGUGUUUUGGGACGUGCACGAUUGGUUAUUUAGUGGGCCCGGCAUGGUCCACGCAUUGUUUAUCUUUAAGCCCGGCCAGCCUGCGCAACUGCCUGGCCAAGAUGGAGAAGAUGACGGCAGUGAUCAUGGCAGUCGGGUAAGUGAUGGGGAUGGCGGCUACGAUGGGUGCUUGGCUAGGAAUCAUGGGGUACAACCUGGGUUCAGCUUGUUCUUGUAUGCAUGGAAGGUGGACUGAUGGUUCAGAUUCGGGGAAGAAGUUCGGGAGGCGGAUAGGAUUCGGCGAUCGGAUGUGGGGCCCACUGAUGAGUGUAUAAUGUAUAUUGUUGUUGGGUUUCAUCCCUUUGAUAGUGCAAAAUGUGAUUAGAAUUAGAUGAUGGGAGGGUCCUUU
Messenger RNA from Magnolia sinica, 1068 nucleotides. RefSeq lists its product as uncharacterized. The transcript has a single exon. The record is from RefSeq and is a predicted model, not a curated record. Lineage: Eukaryota; Viridiplantae; Streptophyta; Magnoliopsida; Magnoliales; Magnoliaceae. The coding region runs from base 13 to 915 and encodes 300 amino acids.